Trachymyrmex cornetzi is the source of this 822-nucleotide messenger RNA. Its product is annotated as protein THEM6. Bases 431 to 820 code for a protein of 129 amino acids. The record is from RefSeq and is a predicted model, not a curated record. The transcript is spliced from 3 exons. NCBI's taxonomy places the organism in Eukaryota, Metazoa, Arthropoda, Insecta, Hymenoptera, Formicidae.
GGUAGGAUAAGAUCUCUCUAUCGGACGUGUGUACGUACCGGUGUGUGAAUCUUACUCCGCUUAUUCCUCCGUUUGGUACUGCGUCCCAACCUCGUCUUCGGAAGAUUUUGUCGGAUUAGCGCACUCGUCGUAAAAUCUACCGGAGGUUCAUCAGAGAUCUCGCUCACAAGAAUGACAUAAUCCAACAUUUUAAGAUGAAUCUGUUGACGUCGCUGCAAUUUGUUCGCGAUUUUUCGAAAUGGUGCAAGCGCAACCUGCAUUCUUAUUGAUGGAACGAGGAACGCCGUCGACCGCCCAGACGAAUCGAUAAACCGGUGCGAGUGGUGUUGCGGCGGUGGAAGAUAUCCAAGAGUCUAGCCACCUCCGACCGGAGAGCGUUCGGCUUGUCGCCGGAUUGAUUUUUGUGAAGCAGCAACCGCGCGGCGCGAGGAUGAUGACUUGUUGGGUCCUGGUCGGGGUGUUUGUAACCAUCGUGCUCAUUUAUGGCCUCAUCGAAUUUCAUUAUUUUCUACGCAUGUUCCUCACCGUCUUCCUCGCGCGUUACUGCAAAAAAAGGGUGCACAUCCUUGAUGAAACUGUGAUUUAUGGCAUUUGCACUACCAAUGACGUGGACGCGCUUUUGUAUCAUAUGAAUAACGCGAGGUAUCUUCGCGAACUCGAUUUUGCGAGAGUAGACUUUUACGAAAGGACCGAUCUCUACCGAGAAGUUUGUUCUCAAGGAUCAGGUGUUGUACAAGGAGCUGCCACUAUACGCUACAGGCGUUUCAUCAAGCCGCUAACAAUUUUUAAAAUAACAUCUAAGGUAAUUCAAGAAAUUUAAAU